This is a messenger RNA of Odontomachus brunneus, 1367 nucleotides long. RefSeq names its product transcription factor MafA-like. The transcript is spliced from 5 exons. Bases 163 to 1122 code for a protein of 319 amino acids. Lineage: Eukaryota; Metazoa; Arthropoda; Insecta; Hymenoptera; Formicidae. The record is from RefSeq and is a predicted model, not a curated record.
GACUGGCGUAAGGAUCCGCGAGAUCCUUAAACCGGAUUGGUCGGCGUGGGAUCUCGCGGCAGCCCUUAUAGAUCGGCAAAACGGAUCUGCGAUUCAAACGUACGUUGACUUGAAACUCGUAAGACCAUAGCCAAACGGACCGCUCUGGAAAGUGUCGAGAAGAUGUUUUGGUGUUUCAGUCUUGUGAGCUUUCUUCUUCUCGGAGAUACAUACGGCGAUGUUUCCAAGAGCAGAAUACGACGCCAGAGCUUACCGCAAAACGGUCAACUAAUAGACAACAUUUUUAACAUUCCGAUCACGGCGAUUAAGCAAACCGCCGCCGUCGCCCAGACUUUCUCGCCGGAGAACACGCAAACGAUAGACUCUGUUUUUAAGAUCCCCGUCUCGACGCUAGAAGCUGUCGGCACGCUCGUGAAGUCAACGGCGGAGCGGAGGCAACAAAAUGCGGACAAUAUACAAAGGAAUCGUCAAGAGCGAAGAGAUCGACUACAGGGUAGAAAGGAGCAGAAAUGGAAGCGAAAGGAGGAGCUGCAGGAUCAACGAUUUUCACAGCAACAAUUGAAGAGAAUUGUCAGGCAUCAUAAAGAUCCAUUCGGAUUGGACGCGUUAAGCGAUCUUUUGGUUGGACACCACGGCCUUCUUAGUGGACACCACGACUCUUUCAGUGGGCAUCACGGUGCACAUCACGGUGCACAUCACGGUGCACAUCACGGUGCACAUCACGAUGGUGGACUUUUGGGACAUCACGGUGCACAUCACGGCGGCCACGGACAUCGCAAAGGUCAUGGCUCUCACGGCGGACAUGGAAAUCAACCGCAAAAUACCUACGAGGUCCAUGAAAACCUCAAUGAAGACACAUCUUUCUCUUGGCACGGCUUGACCGCCGGGUUCGGCAGUUUCCACGGCACACGACCUUCCAGUACCAUUAUCAAAAUCGAUAACAAAGUGGCCCCAAAAGAGGAAAAAGGGACAACAUUCAAAUAUUCGAACGAUGACGUAAAUCCUUACAACAAAGUCUCCAAGAUUAAAAAUAAGACGGGGCGCGCGGGCGGGGACGGAGACAACUAUCCACCGUUAGAAAAUAAAAUCGCACCGAGAACUGGAAAAGUGACAUUUGUAUAAUAGUAAUGUAAAUAUAUGUGAAGUAAUACUAGGUGUAAUGUUUAUGUUUUAUGUUAUAUUCACUGACAAAUUCUCGUUAUUUUAAUGUCUAAUGAAUUUUACACUCUGUACUUGCCUUCACUAAAGAAAUCUAAAAAAAAUAUAUAUACAUACAUAUUUUAUAUUUAAUUGUAAGUGUGCGGAUAUGUAUACGUCAGAGAGAGAUAAAGAAAGACAAACAGAAUUAAAUAGUCACAAAAUUGAAA